This is a messenger RNA of Chinchilla lanigera (long-tailed chinchilla), 1640 nucleotides long. RefSeq names its product cyclin D3 (gene Ccnd3). Lineage: Eukaryota; Metazoa; Chordata; Mammalia; Rodentia; Chinchillidae. Gene Ontology annotation, biological process: regulation of cyclin-dependent protein serine/threonine kinase activity; mitotic cell cycle phase transition; positive regulation of G1/S transition of mitotic cell cycle. Gene Ontology annotation, molecular function: cyclin-dependent protein serine/threonine kinase regulator activity. Gene Ontology annotation, cellular component: cytoplasm; nucleus; cyclin-dependent protein kinase holoenzyme complex. The record is from RefSeq and is a predicted model, not a curated record.
CCGCGCCCGGCCCGACCCGCGGCUGCUGGGCGACGCGCGCGUGCUGCGCAGCCUGCUGCGCCUGGAGGAGCGCUACGUGCCGCGCGCCUCCUACUUCCAGUGCGUGCAGAAGGAGAUCCAGCCGCACAUGCGGCGCAUGCUGGCCUACUGGAUGCUGGAGGUGUGUGAGGAGCAGCGCUGCGAGGAGGAAGUCUUCCCCCUGGCCAUGAACUACCUGGAUCGCUACCUGUCCUGUGUCCCCACCCGAAAGGCGCAGUUGCAGCUCCUGGGCGCGGUCUGCAUGCUGCUGGCCUCCAAGCUGCGCGAGACCACACCCCUGACCAUCGAAAAACUCUGCAUCUACACGGACCACGCCGUGUCUCCCCGCCAGAUGCGGGAGUGGGAGGUGCUGGUCCUGGGGAAGCUCAAGUGGGACCUGGCGGCUGUGAUCGCGCAUGAUUUCCUGGCCCUGAUUCUGCACCGGCUGUCUCUGCCCAGUGACCGGCAGGCCUUGGUCAAAAAGCACGCCCAGACCUUUUUGGCCCUCUGUGCCACAGAUUACACCUUCGCGAUGUACCCGCCGUCUAUGAUUGCCACGGGCAGCAUCGGGGCUGCAGUGCAGGGCCUGGGCGCUUGCUCCACAUCCGGUGAUGAGCUCACCGAGCUGCUCGCGGGCAUCACGGGCACAGAAGUGGACUGCCUGCGGGCCUGCCAGGAGCAGAUUGAAGCUGCACUCAGGGAGAGCCUGCGGGAGGCCUCCCAGACAGCCCCCAGUCCAGCGCCCAAAGCUCCCCGGGGCUCCAGCAGCCAGGGGCCCAGCCAGACCAGCACACCCACAGACGUCACUGCCAUCCACCUGUAGCCCCAGACAGGCACCGCCUGGCUGCCUUACGGCGGAGGGUCCCCUGCCACCCCUCCCUGCCUUUGGAACAGUCCUCACCACAUCUUUAAGCCUGAGGGGCUGAGUCCUGCCUUUCUUCGUCUGCACUAAGGGCUGCCCAGCCAUGCUGGCGUCCAGCUCCUCCUCCUCCAUCUGAUCAGCUCAGCUCCUUCUCGGCUCUGGCGAGGGCCACGCUGGCCAGAUGGGAUGGGAGUGCUCGAGUCCCUGCACCAGCAUCUUCUAGAGACUGCAUCUCUGGCGCUUUCUUAACUGAAAUGCCUGUGCCUUCUAAGAUGUUGCCCAUCCCUGGGCCCACUGCGUUCGGAUGUGUGCUGUGGGCACCCUGCUGCACUUGGAGGGGACAGUCUGCUGCUCCUAGAGGGAAGGCCUAGCCUCGGCCAGAGGCGCUCUCCUCGCUUUGCUUCCCGCUCAGCUGCUGCUGUGUGCUUGGCGCUCAAGUGGCCCUGUUAAUUUAUUAUUGCUCAAGUACAACUGUAAGGGGUGCAGGAGCCCUGGCCAGUGCUGCUUCUCUCCCUUCCGCUGCCGGCUACAGGAGCUUUGUGGCCCAGGAGCUGCUAUAGCCUGGGACGGGGCCAUGCCCUCCUCUCCCUUUGUGCCCUGUCCCUUCCUCCAGCAGGGAGGACAUUGGAAGUGGCCAAGCCCCCACUGGAGAGGGAGGCAAGCUCUGUAGACACAGGCCUUUCCUAACCAAUGCCACAAGGUUCAGGCUGGUGGCCUGGGACCACCACGCUGCCUUAAUAAAGAUUCUGGAAGAAAACUG